GUCCCCGCCUUUCUUACCUUUACCUCACCUCACCUGUCACCACGGCCUCUCUCCCACCACCAUCUCCAUCUCAUCACCGUCCCUCAGUCUCUCUUCCCAGGCCGCGCACACUAUUCCUCUAGCCGGGACCGCCAGUUGGUCCCCGCCUUUCGUACAUCAAUCGAUCGACCAUUUCGUUCCAUCCGUCUUUUGUCCCGUCUACUUGUUUCACACAGGCAAUCAGAAGCCCAUUCCUAGGGAACAGUCCCGUAAACCAAGUCAUAAUGCCCACCAUCCUACUGCCCGCCUCCGCGGCCGCUUUUGCACCACGGUCCACAUGUAAUGUCGUCCUCAACACAAAGGUCGAGCCAUGGUUGACCGCCACUCUGAAACGAAUCAACAAGAUCAAGCGUCCUCUCAACAGCGUUCCUCAGCACACACGGUGUCUGACCGAAACACUGUCUUCAACAAACGCCAUCUGGUCAUUGUGCUCCUUGAUGCUGCCCAAGGCUCCCGAGACCGAAUUACGAAAAGACUCCAACCCGUUGGUCGAGGCCCUCUUCAACUAUCAACUGGUUCACGUCGAAGCAUAUGUUGUUCACAUCGACAUGGUGUCGCAGAAUGAAGUUGCCUUCAAGUUAACCUCGGACACGAUUGAUUCGCUGGUCGAGUAUCACAAGGAAGUCUUUUCUAUCGACACGGCCGCCAAGACCUGGUCUUGGUCUGAGAAGGAACAACAACUGAAGAAACUGCAUGACGAGUUUGUACAGGCUGCCAACAAGUUUGUCUAUCGCACGAGUGCUCUUGCCUUGGAGGGAAUGGAAGAAGAUGGCGCAGGAGAGCUCCUGUGUGGCCGAAGUGACGAUGUUCGCCAGGCCAUCAUGGCACUCUAUGUCCCACUUUUGCCUCCUCCUCCCAGGGUAGUGGAUGUCAUCCGACCCACGCCUCUCUUGCCUAGUUCAACUGGUGUCGACCAGUGGUGGCCCUCGCAGCAUGUCGAAACCAUGCAGCCAGCCCCGGUGGAAGCAUGGAAGGUGGUUCCCUCAAGUCCCAGUCCUGUCUCAUCAUGUGACUCCCAUCACAACAUGUGGACAGGAGUGAGCAUGAACGAGGUUCAGCUACCGUCACCCACGCCUUCCUUCAGCCAACCUUACUCUACCGCAACGUAUUCGACCCCUCAAUAUUACAGCGCACCGGCGUUCUCGACACCUAUGACUACCUCAUCGUUUCCCUCCCUCCCUCUUCCAAGCAUGUUGGCUCAACAACCUUGUAGCACCACAGCAAGCUUGAGCACGUUCGGCUGGGAUCGGUAUCAAGAGUACACCAUGCCGUACGCGACGGCAAUGUAACUAUCAAAGUCGACGUCAAGGAUCGGGCAUGCCCGACUUGACACUUCUUAACUCUUCUUGAGAGGCAGUCACGCCGUCAACUGGGCCGUUUUCACAUCUCCACGAGGCGACGACGGCAAUGCAUACGGGCAAACAAAUCAUGAGCAUAAGGACUCUGGAGUUUACUGAUUGAACUUAGCGAUACAAGGAUACCACUCUGCAUUACACGGAACGGGGACACGGGAUAAUUAACGGGGACCAUGGUUAUUGUUUUGUUUUUGAUCGCAAGCGUCUGGAAUUUUGAAUCUCUCAUUUGUCAAUCCUGUUGGACAACUUACAGCGGCUGGUCGGCUGAUUAGUAUUGGUUAUGCAGAAUAUUCCUGGGUUGGAUACCGUCCCGCAUUUUCGCAAGAAGGGAAAGGCCUCGCGGCUGGGUUGCAGGGUUGGGAUACCAACCCCGGGUAUUUUGAGUGCCGCCGAGGUGGAGGCAUCUUCAACUAGCCAUGCAAGUCAUGGCGAUGUCGGAAUUCUCCCACAUGUCCAUUCUCGGGGAGCCAUUCACCGGAUGAUGGCUCCUGGGAUGGGACGGCGGCAGGGUGACACUCUUCACAUCGGGUAUGAGUUGAGUGUUGCCUCACUGGAGCACUACUGGUUGACAUACCAAGGUACGGUCAUGAUCGUAUCGCCUUGCAUCGCCCGUGGCGACGACGGCACAUCCGAGGGUCUGUGACUCUCGGUGAACGAGAAAGAACGUGAGACCUUGGUCUUGCCAACUUGAUAGACUACAGUGUAUAGGGUCAUCUCCUAUAACCUCGACCAGGAGUCGAGGUCGCCUCGUCUACUGGAUAGACUGAGGAAUCGGAUGCAGCAGGACUGUCCGAGGCGAAAGCCUCAAUACAUAUAAGGAUAAUCUUACAAACAAAAAUCAAUCAUUUUUUCAAGCCUGAAAA
Molecule: messenger RNA, 2257 nt
Organism: Exophiala mesophila
Lineage: Eukaryota; Fungi; Ascomycota; Eurotiomycetes; Chaetothyriales; Herpotrichiellaceae
Exons: 1
Coding region: 264-1328 (354 amino acids)
Source: RefSeq, a predicted model, not a curated record